ACUCAACGCGCGGAGAUUGUAUAAAGCAGACGACAUUUACACAAGCGUGGACAGAAAGUUGCUUAACGUCGACAAGUUGUGCGCAAGAUUUAAUACAUUAACAUUUGUGAAUAAAUUUUGAUCUCGGGAUUUUAGUAAGUGUAAAAUGGCGACACGUGCAACAAAAUCAGGAUUUGCGGCAGAGGCACAGGACAAGAUCAACUCCAAGUAUGACGCGGAGUUCGCCGCCUCCGUCAUGGCCUGGGUUGACAUGAGGUUAAAGCGGGGCGGACAACCGGGUAUCAACACAAACGGCUCAAUGGAAAACGUGUUCGAGACCCUCGGAGACGGAUUUAUCCUAGCCACACUGAUGAACAUCCUCGGCGAGAACAUCAAGAACGUUAAGCGGGAGAAGAUGGCGUUCAAGAAGAUGGAGCUGAUAAGCCAGUUCCUGGCGGCCUGCGAGCGUUACGGCCUCCCCAAGACUGAGCUCUUCCAGACUGUGGACCUCUACGAGAAACAGAACCUCAACCAGGUCGUCCAAUGCAUCGCGGCGCUUGGUAGAAAGGCCCACACUAAAGACGGGUUGGGUUUCGGUCCCAAGGAGUCCGAACGACAGUCCCGUGAAUGGACGGACGAACAGCUGAAGGCCGGACAGAACAUCAUUGGGCUACAGAUGGGCUCAAACAAAGGCGCGAGUCAAGCCGGUCAAAACUUCGGCAAAGCCAGAAUGAUUGUGGACUAGACACCGACUUUAAGACUUCACAUGUUAUUUUUAGUAACGAACACUAAUUGACAAUUAGGGUCAAUGAAGUGAUUUGACCGUGUAUCUUUCUCAAGGUCAUCUGUUCAGGCUAUUAAAUAUGAGUAUGCAAUAUUCAAAAUAUAGUCAUUAUGUGCAAACAAAGGAGUGUCAUGUAAAGGAAUGCAAUAUAUUUAAAUUAAUUGCCAUUUGCGGAAUUCACAACAGCUUGGGAUUUUUUUGUUAAUAUGUGCAUCCUUAUCUGACAAAACGAAACUGUACAAAACUGUUAGUAACAUAUUUAAUUUUUCACAAGGAGUUGUUGUAAUAGGUGAUUAUAUAUAUUGCUUUCAGUUGCUUUCCAAUUUUGAAAAUGUGCCUUUAAAAAUUAAUAAUUAUCAGGCGUUGAUACCUUAAAGAAUGCGUUUUGGGAACAUGUUUAAGUGCUCACGAAGCUAGAGAUACGCAAUAGGUAUGGUAUUGUUAAAUUUGUUUAUGUUAUGUUGUUUUUCUGAUAUGAGCAUUUCGGGACCAGUUAUCAAAUGCUGUGUUUUUCACUGGUGGGACCAACAAAUAUACAGGACUAUAAAGUUUCGAAUCUCACAUUACCUUUCACAUUAUUUUUGUCGCUGAUUCGAAAAAAGCGCAAUUCAUUUCUGUCUCCAACACGCUAAUAUCACACAGUUCGGUUCUGCUUCAAAAAAGCAAACUACAUUAGAAAAAUAGAAAUCACCACUUUAAAGGCAACCAUAUCUACCGUUACCUCAAAUGUGUACAGUAAUGGCAAAUGAAUGGAAAUACACAAAUCUUAUAUAAAUCCCCAUUAUUCUUCAACGCUGCUCUUUAAAAUCAUUCAAACCAAAAAUAGUUCAUUAUCCGCAUUUCAAUCAAGCUGGAUUUACUUAAAAAUAUGUAUGGUUAUUCCGUAUCUUACAACUUACUACAAUGUCAUAUUUGUCUGGUUUCUCUGUUCAUAUGUCCAUUUUUAUUAAAUGUUUUACUUUGUUUGUAAUGAUAAAUUACGAUUAUUUCUUACAACUAUGUAGUAUGUAUUUUUAUUAUACAUGUUAACAAAUACAUACGAAAUAAAAUAUGCAACAUUGUA
Dreissena polymorpha is the source of this 1826-nucleotide messenger RNA. RefSeq names its product transgelin-2-like. The record is from RefSeq and is a predicted model, not a curated record. NCBI's taxonomy places the organism in Eukaryota, Metazoa, Mollusca, Bivalvia, Myida, Dreissenidae. Gene Ontology annotation, molecular function: protein binding. Bases 146 to 724 code for a protein of 192 amino acids. The transcript has 4 exons.